UGGAUAAGUGACUUGAAAACGAAAGUACAUAUUCGCAGUAAGUUCUCUGACUUCUUCAAGCCCAUCAUAUUGUCACAUUUUGGCAAAAAAUGUUUGGACUCAAUAGUAUCUAAUAUCCGGUACGGUGACAGACCAUCAACAGACAGAGAAAAGAUAGAUAGAUAGAUGUUUAACAUUUUGGUAGGACAUAUUACCCUACAGAACACAAUUAAUAAGUGUCCUGAUAUUUUGUAGUCUGCUGAACAUCCCUGUUCAAAUAAAGUAUUUUGAUUUGUCUAUGGCAGACAUUCUGAUACCAUUUGUCAGUGUCGUAACAGAGGAAUGUCUGGUCAAGGAAAUCAAAGAAAUCAGACUAAUUCUGUAAGGGGAUCUGGUAGUGAUCAAAAGGGUAGCAGAAGUACUAGUCAGCCUGAUCAACAGAAUAAUAAACAUCAAAAUGAUCAUGAGGGUAAACAAUCAGUAAAAAAUGACAGUGAGAAACAAAACUCAUUUUAUCAAAACAGUGACAAUUUAAAUGGUUUAGUGGACGUGGAAACUGUAAAAAGAAUAGUUAAAGAAGAAUUAAGUAAAGAUAAAAGAUCAUUUACAAAAAUGCAGACUGGAUUAAUAUCAUUCGCCUUCUUUCUAGGAGGAGGAUUGAUGUCAUAUUGGUGGACUCCACACUAUACAAAUACAACUUAUGUACUAAGUGAUAAUACUACUCAUACAAGUAUAGUCAUGGAAGACGUGACACAGAAACUUUCACAAUGUCAAGCCAACUUGACACGGAUAAAGCAAGAUUUCAGUCAUGUACAAGAUAAUUUUAUUCAUUUGAAAAAUGAUGUCACAGAGGUAUCUAAUGGUAUAACUGGUACCAUUGAAGAUGUGAAAGAAGAACUCAAAGACGAUUACCUUCUGUUGAAAAGGGACAUGAAUAUCUUGACUGGAACACAGCAAAUCCAUGACAAUAGAUACAUAACAUAUUCUGAAACAAUCUUUUUUCUAGUAGCUGGUUUAAUCCUAGAGCCAUUGAUAAUUUUUCUGUUGUAUAAAUAUUUUCAAUGGAGAAAUGGUAGUCAUCAUGGUCCAGAUGCAUAUGUCCAUGAUUGUCCAAAUGCACUGCCACAGUUCAAUGAUGUACAACAUCAGAACAGGCAGAAUCAGCCAAGAAGAAUGAAUACUAUACUGGAUCAGAUCUACAGUGGGAACUUGGAGGAAUCUAUUUGUAUCCUUAGUUUCUAUGGAGAAACACAGGAUUUACAUUACAGAAUAUUAACAUCAGCAUUGCAACAGAAAGAAAUUCCAAUGAAGCCAUUCUUAUUAAAGGUCACUGAUCCAGAUGCAAAGUCUAUACCAAGAUGUCACUUUGUUUUUGUAUUUGUUGAUUUUAAUGAAAGGAAUGUUAUUCUAGAGAAUCCUGACCAAGAACUUGGUGAUAAGAAAGUAGUAACUGUCAAGGCUUGUCAGAAAAUGGGAGCUGAUGUGUUUGUUAUAUACACAAGAGACAGAGAUUCUGGUAAUUUAGGUGACGGCAAGCUGUACAACAAGGAGUUGUCAGCCUUUACAAAGCAUUUUCUAUUGAAAGAACUAACAGCUAAAAACAGAGGACUAAGUGUAAAUGAUACAUUUACCCCAUACCAGAAACGUCACAUCAAGAGAAUUGUACUGAAAAAAUGACAAAGUACUGUUUUAUUUAUCAGUGUUUUUUUAAUGAUUUAAACAUUCACAACUCAUAUAAUGACCACUUACAGUAUUGUUAUAACUUAGAGGCUAUUGCAGAAAUGACAAAAUGAGGGGAUCCAGAGGCAUUUUACUAGAAUAUAUGGUUGUUGGAGCAUAUUUGGCUUGAGGCAUUAGAAAAUGAUAUAGGUCUGCAAAAUGUGCCCCUUACACCCCUAAUGUAAUUAUUUCUGGAUAAGCCAAUUAAUAUACUGAUACACCAAUAAGCUUUCAUUGUUGUCUUAACAAUACAUAAAAAAUACUUACUCAAACUUACUUUAGAGUACUAUAGUUAUAACUUAAGUAAAGUGAUUUUAGGAAUUAAAGACACCUCUAAUUUAUUACUAGUUUAUGAAAACUUUGGGCCUGCUGUUAAGUCUGUUUACAAAGUUCUUCAAUUUUUAGAAAGCUAAUAGCUUGCGACAAACUUGCGGCAAACAUUUACAUUUGUUUGCCGAAAGGUUGCUGCUAGCGGCUAACACUGGUGAACAACUUUCAGGUCUUCUGGCAAACUGAAAAGAUUGCCUCAAGUUUGCUGCUACCUUACCGCACUUUUCAUGUACAAUUUCAUAGUUUUUUAUGGUACAUAUGUACCAGCAAAAACGUAUUUAUAGUAAAAUACUAGUUAUAAUAUUAUAAAACAUUAAAAAUAGAAAAUUGCAACUAAGCCAGGACUAAACAAACUGUGAAAUUUGGAUGCUUGGACAACUGAUAGAUUUUAGUAUGCUGAUAAAUUCACAUUGAACGAAUAAAUUGCCAGAAUACAUGAACGAAUAAAUUGCCAGAAUACAUAGUAGAUAAAACUAAGCCAUAAUAAGUUUAACCUUUCCAGAAAGGUAUGGAGUGCUUUGCAGUACAUGUAUCAUAAAAUUUUCGUCAGCUUUUGUUUUUGAGUUUUGUGAUUUCAUGGUUAUUAUGUAAUGACAGAUGAUAUGAUAUUAACAUUAUACAUAUAUAAGAUGUAUAGAAAUUAACGUGUAGUGCAGAUCAUGCAAAGGGGAUGCUAAGUAAUAAAUGUAUAUAUCUUAUAUCUAUAUAUUCAUCAAUCAGGUUUAGAAUACCAAUACUGAUAUUUUAUUGCUCGUCCCCUUCCAGAUGUGUUCCCAAUUUUAUUACAAAAUUACUCAUUCAUGCAAACAGAAUUUAGCCACACCAUUAAGUAGCCUAUCAGAACUAACUGUUGUUAAGUGACAGUUUCAGGAUGGCGUGUACUAGAAUAUUAACUGAAACUAAUAGCCUCGCACUGUGAUGAGAAGCAAAAGCUACAAAUCAAAUGACAAAAUGCAAAUUGAAAUUUUAACUUCUCCUAACUUGUAAAGAACAGAUUUGUCAUGAAAGAUUCUUAAUGGAAGAUUCUUGUACAAUACAUCAGUUUAGAUGAAUAUAUUAGUUGUUAAUAUAAUAAUCUAUUUAUAUCAAUAAUUUUAAAACUCUGUAAAUAGUUAUCAAAGGUACCAGGCUUAUAAUUUGAUAAGCCAGACGCUUGUUUCGUCUACAUAAGACUUAUCAGUGAGGCUCAGAUCAAAAUAGUUAGAAAGCCAAACAAGUACAAAGUUGAAGAGCAUUGAGGACCCAAAAUUCCAAAAAGUUGUGCCAAAUACGCCUAAGGUAAUCUAUGCCUGGGAUAAGAACAUUCUUAGUAUUUCAAAUAAUUCCAACUUGUGUAAAUGUGGGUAACUAUGUAGAUGCAGGAAUUUGCUUUUCUAUGAAUUUUUUUCUCUGUUUUUCUGUCUAGACCAUUUUCUUUGUGUGUAAUUGCUUUAAACCUUGAUAGACUAUUGAUUAUCAUGAUAUAAACCAUUUCAGAAUUAUUGCUCUUUAAAGUUCAGUUGCAAAUUUUCAUGAUUACUGUUUUAAUAAUACAUAUGAACUUGCAAUACCCUAUCAAUAAAUAAUUCACAUCAUUGAAAACAUUUUUUUUUUCACCUACUAAAAAUUAUAGCUCCAUAUCAGACCAUCCUAUUCAUUGAAUAUUCAAUAUUUUGAUGUAAAUUUUUAUUAUUGUUUAUUAAUUUUUUUUUAAUGUUUAACCCAUAUUUGUUAACAUGCUGAAAAUUGGAAAAACAAACAUACAGAUGGAAACUCCAGUACAUGAAAAGGUGGAUUGAAAAAUAGCAAAAGAGGUGUGUUAUUUUUCAAUAGAUUUUUGGCCAUUUAAGGCAAAGCAUCUGUAAUUUGGAGGUAUUUUUUUUUUUAUUGAAUUUUGUAUGCAUUCAGAACUUGUUGAACUGUUUUGAAUAUCUAAAAACAUGAUAUAUAUAUUUGUACUUUUAGAGAUACAAUCAAUUAUAAAUUUGAAAAAUAGGUCUAAAAUGUAUAUAGUGUAUUUUAAUAAGGAGACAUAUACAUUGUAUAUGCAUUAUUUUCAUUUCUGAUUAUUAUUUUUCAUAAAUCAACAAAUAAAAUACUUAGUAUAUGAUUUCAGCUUGAUUAACCAUAUUCUGCUUUCAGUUUGAUUGUGUGUAAUUUUUUUACGUGCUGAGUAAAGGGGUGUUUUGUUAUCAAUAUUACAAAUUUAAAAAUAAAGUUUAUUUCAUUUCA
Messenger RNA from Mytilus californianus (California mussel), 4239 nucleotides. RefSeq lists its product as uncharacterized. The transcript has 7 exons. Bases 322 to 1656 code for a protein of 444 amino acids. The record is from RefSeq and is a predicted model, not a curated record. NCBI's taxonomy places the organism in Eukaryota, Metazoa, Mollusca, Bivalvia, Mytilida, Mytilidae.